Molecule: messenger RNA, 4162 nt
Organism: Dipodomys spectabilis (banner-tailed kangaroo rat)
Lineage: Eukaryota; Metazoa; Chordata; Mammalia; Rodentia; Heteromyidae
Gene: Stim2
Product: stromal interaction molecule 2
Exons: 13
Coding region: 156-2678 (840 amino acids)
Biological process (GO): activation of store-operated calcium channel activity; intracellular calcium ion homeostasis; store-operated calcium entry
Cellular component (GO): plasma membrane; endoplasmic reticulum
Molecular function (GO): calcium ion binding; protein binding; calcium channel regulator activity
Source: RefSeq, a predicted model, not a curated record
GGCGCGGGCGCUGGGCUGGGGUUGAGCCGCGCCGGAGCAGCGGAUCCCGGUCUCGCCGCGGAGCAGCGCGGGGUCGCGCACGGCCCGGAGACGCGGUGCCUUUCCGUCUCCCACCCACUUUUUUUUUUGCUUUUUGUUUCAAAUAACCGGAACCAAUGAACGCCGCCGAGAACCGAGCUCCGGAGGCCGCCGCGGUCCCGAGGUCCAGGCUGGCGCCCGGCGGGAGCCAGCGUCUGGGGUGGCGGGGGCGGCCCGGGGAGUCGCCGGCCACGGCGGCGCCUGGCGGGGCGAGCGAGUGGCCGGCAGCCGGGGCGCCGCCGCCGCCGCCGCCUCGCGGUCCCUUCGCCCCGCAUCCCGCCGGGACGCCCGCCCCGGCCUCGGGCUGGCUGCCUGGGCGGCGCUGGGCUGCGCUGCUGGUGUUCGGGCUGCUGGUGGCCGGAGCCGCGGACGGAUGCGACCUGGUGCCGAGACACCUCCGCGGGCGACGCGCGGCGGGCUCGGCCGGGGCCGCCGCCUCUUCGCCGGGGCCGGCGGCGGCGGGCGACCGCCGGGCGCUCCUGACAGAUCCCUGCAUGUCACUGAAUCCACCAUGCUUCACAGAAGAAGAUAGAUUUAGUCUGGAAGCUCUUCAGACGAUCCAUAAACAAAUGGAUGAUGACAAAGAUGGUGGAAUUGAAGUAGAUGAGAGUGAUGAAUUUAUUAGAGAAGACAUGAAGUAUAAAGAUGCUACCAAUAAGCACAGCCAUCUGCACAGAGAAGAUAAGCAUAUAACUGUAGAGGAUUUGUGGAAGCGAUGGAAAACAUCAGAAGUUCAUAAUUGGACCCUUGAAGAUACCCUUCAGUGGUUGAUAGAAUUUGUUGAACUUCCACAAUAUGAAAAGAAUUUUAGAGACAAUAAUGUCAAAGGAACAACACUUCCCAGGAUAGCAGUGCAUGAGCUUUCAUUUAUGAUUUCUCAGUUGAAAAUCAACGACCGGAGUCAUAGACAGAAACUUCAGCUCAAGGCUCUGGAUGUGGUUUUGUUUGGACCUCUGACACGCCCACCUCAUAACUGGAUGAAGGAUUUUAUUCUUACAGUUUCUAUUCUAAUUGGUGUUGGAGGAUGCUGGUUUGCUUAUACACAGAAUAAAACAUCAAAAGAACAUGUUGCAAAAAUGAUGAAAGACUUAGAGAGUCUACAAACUGCAGAACAAAGUCUUAUGGACUUACAAGAGAGGCUUGAAAAAGCACAGGAAGAAAACAGAAAUGUUGCUGUAGAAAAGCAAAAUCUAGAGCGCAAAAUGAUGGAUGAAAUCAAUUACGCCAAGGAAGAGGCUUGUCGGCUGAGAGAGCUCAGGGAGGGAGCUGAGUGUGAACUGAGCAGACGGCAGUAUGCAGAGCAGGAAUUGGAGCAGGUUCGAAUGGCUCUAAAAAAGGCUGAAAAAGAAUUUGAACUGCGGAGCAGCUGGUCUGUCCCAGAUGCUCUUCAAAAAUGGCUUCAAUUAACACAUGAAGUAGAAGUUCAGUACUACAACAUCAAAAGACAGAAUGCUGAAAUGCAGUUAGCUAUUGCUAAGGAUGAGGUUGCUGCUUCCUAUCUGAUUCAGGCAGAAAAAAUUAAAAAGAAGAGAAGCACAGUCUUUGGGACUCUGCAUGUGGCACAUAGCUCCUCCCUAGAUGAAGUAGACCAUAAAAUUCUGGAAGCAAAGAAAGCUCUCUCAGAGUUGACAACUUGUUUACGAGAACGUCUUUUUCGCUGGCAACAGAUUGAGAAGAUCUGUGGUUUUCAGAUAGCCCAUAACUCGGGACUCCCCAGCCUGACGUCUUCCCUUUAUUCAGAUCACAGCUGGGUAGUGAUGCCCAGAGUCUCCAUUCCACCCUACCCAAUUGCUGGGGGGGUAGAUGACUUAGAUGAAGACACACCCCCAAUAGUGUCUCAAUUUCCUGGGACUGUGGCUAAACCUGCUGGAUCUCUAGCCCGAAGUAGCAGUUUGUGUCGCUCUCGUCGUAGCAUCGUGCCCUCUUCGCCACAGUCCCAGCGAGCCCAGCUUCCUCCACAUGCUCCUCAUCCAGCCCACCCUCGUCAUCCUCACCUGCCUCAGCAUCCCCAGCAUUCGUUGCCUUCCCCUGAUCCAGACAUCCUCUCAGUGUCAAGUUGUCCCGCACUCUAUCGGAAUGAAGAGGAGGAGGAGGCCAUUUACUUCACUGCUGAAAAGCAAUGGGAAGUGCCAGACACAGCUUCAGAAUGUGACUCCUUAAACUCUUCCAUUGGAAGGAAACAGUCUCCUCCUCCGAGCCUCGAGAUAUACCCAACAGUGUCUCCUCGAAAGAUAUCCAGAGAUGAGCUCUCCCUAGAGGAUUCUUCCAGAGGAGAUUCGCCCAUAACAGCAGAUCUCUCCCGGGGCUCUCCUGAUUGUGUGGGUCUGACAGAAACGAAGAGUAUGAUCUUCAGUCCUGCAAGCAAAGUGUACAAUGGCAUCUUGGAGAAAUCCUGUAGUAUGAACCAGCUUUCUAGUGGCAUCCCGGUGCCUAAACCUCGCCACACAUCAUGUUCCUCCGCUGGCAACGACAGCAAACCAGUUCAGGAAGCCCCAAGUGUUACCAGGAUAAGCAGCAUCCCCCAUGACCUUUGUCAUAAUGGAGAGAAAAGCAAAAAGCCAUCAAAAAUCAAAAGCCUUUUUAAGAAAAAGUCUAAGUGACCUGGCUGACUUGUUGGGAUUCCAUUUCAGCGGCACCUGUAAACUUUUUUUCUCCCCUCCUUUACUUCCUGUCUUUGUUUUAAUUUUAGGACUGUAACUCCAUUGGGGCUUUCGAAACUGGAUGCCAUAGUGGAAUGUCCUUCAAGGCAACUGUCUACUGUCUGCUUAUUUAAAUGACUAGAUAGCCAAUUCAUCAAGUCAGUUAUUACUGAAAUAUCAUUAACAGAUGAGACAGUUUACAGUCAUUUUUGCCUAUUUAUUUCUGCAUUUUUGAUGGUGAUGUAUAUACAAUAUUUUGUUGAAAGCCACUAUGGACUUAUAAGCUUUAAUGGACUAGUAAGCCAGCAUGGGCUUGCAAAAAUUUCUUGUUUACCAGAGCAUCUUCUUAUCUUUCCACAGAGCUAUUAUGGACUAAAUAACUUAAAAGAAGUGAAACUAAUUGCACUACUGUUUUCCAGACUGGAAAAAACAAUCUCUGCAAGUGAAACUGUAUAGAGUUUAUAAAAUGACUAUGGAUAGGGGACUGUUUUCACUUUUAGAUCAAAAUGGGUUUUUAAGUAGAAACUAGGGUUUCUAAUUGACUUGAUUUCUGGAAACGAAAACCCAUGCUUUUAUUAUGGGACGCUUCUUCAAAAUGCAUUUAAUAUAAAGGUUCAAGUCCUGCUGUAAAGAUCAUGUUUUGUUUUCCCCAGGGCUUUCACUGUGAUUUACUGCAUUUCAGGCUGUAUGAAAAAUUUAAAUAAUUUAAGGCAAGAAACCUCUUGAUUCUUUAUGCGAAUGGAAGAGUUAAAGCUUGAUUGGAGGACUUAAAACAUUCACAAGCGAAACUGAGGUGGGGAGUGUGGGGAUUCAGACCCUUGUUUACAGACUUGGAAUAACUGCAAAGGACUUACAGUGUGUGGAAAAUUUGUACUGUGGAAAAGAUAAUAAAUUGGAGACAAUAUUGUGUGGGACUGCUGAUUUUCGUUGAUAACACUCCACUAAAAACACUAUGUUUUCUGGAGAGCUGUGUAAGCUGUCUUGUUGCUUAAUUGCAAUAUGAGAAAUAGUGAUGUUUUUGGAAGUAAGUUGUCAACAAAUUUUCUUUCUAUUUUAUAUUGUCUGUCAUAUUUUUAUGUAGUUUGAAAUGUUUAAAUGUUCUAAUAUCAAGAUUAACAAAUAUAAAUUUAUGGUGCAUUUAGAUUGUGUUGUAUUAAUUUGUAAAGUUUGGUAUUCAUUAAAUCAAUAGGCUGUUGUAAAGCUUUCCUGUGACAAAUGCCACAUAGAGGCCCAAAGUGCAUUACCAUCUGGGGAGUUCCUGUGUGUUCUGCCUUUAAACCUUCAGUCAUGAAUGCUCUGAUAAAUGCACUGUGGAUGGAUGUUUGGAGAAUCAGCAGAUACACUUUAGCUAGAAUGUGUUCUCUGAAUAAUGGCUAAAAUGCAUCAUGUCUCACCCAGUGGUCUUUAGAUGAAAAUGCUGAUUGAUAAAUGAGAAGUUUCUUUGA